AUGAAUCCGUUUGCCGGUGAUACCUCCGGAAAGUUGGCCAAUAUCAGUAUUAUUCGAGCUUUGAGUUUCCUUGACGUUCGCUUCGGAAAAUCCAUCCCAAGAAAACUGAAAGAGCGUGCGAAAGCAGAAAGGCCAAUUUUUCACCCAAAAACGUAUACCGAGUAUCCAGCCGAAAUGUCCGCCAAGACGUCGCCAUCGUCCACUUCUCGAGAUGCCAACGUGGGAUCCUCGAGUGCGAUUCCCGUUCAGAUCAAAAAAGAACUGCCCAGCGACGAGAUAAAGGAAUUCGCGCACAACACCAUGAACGAGCUGCUCGGCUGGUAUGGAUUCGAGGGUGUGGAUGUGGAUCGUCUGGACCUGACCGCCAAGACAUCGCACAGCCUGUUGCAGCGUGAACCGCUACUUUUUGCGCUGCCAGCCAACAGUUACUUCAGCAACUGCUGCUGGUGCCAUCGACCGAUUGCGGAGAAUGCGCCGGACUACCUGACCAGCUGCGACGGACCGCGGUACUGCUCCGAAUCCUGCUUCGCCCAGAGCCGGAGGGCGUCCUUCAAGAAGGCCAAGACCUGCGACUGGUGCAAGCACGUCCGCCAUGCGGUGAGCUACGUGGACUUCCAGGACGGCGCCUCCCAGCUGCAGUUCUGCUCGGAGAAGUGCCUCAACCAGUACAAGAUGCAGAUCUUCUGCCACGAGACGCAGGCGCACCUCGACAUGCAUCCGCACCUGAGGGAUCAGGCGAUGGACGCGGGCAGCGAGGCUGGUCUGAUUACGCCGGAUCUGUGGCUGCGCAACUGCCGGAGUCGCUCGGCCUCACCCGCCUCCACGCUGUCGGUGUCUCCUGGUCCACCGGCUGUCCCGACUCCGCCGCCGCCUAGUCAUCACCCCAGCAAACCCCUGAUCUCAGUGGCCCCCGUCUCCAAGUUGCUGGCCCAGAAGAGUCCUGGUGGAGCUCCACCUCCGCCGCCGCCGCCUGUCCAGCGGCAUUUGGGCGCCAAGUUGGGUCGCCGGAAGCGCCGGGGUCUGUCUUCCUCCUCGGGUUCGGAAACAGUUGCCAGUCUGCUGCAGAAACAGCAGCAACACCAGCAGCAGCAGCAGCAACAUCAGGCUCCUCCAACUCUGACGGCUGACUUUGGGGGCUCCAGUGUCCCACUGCCGCCUCUCUCGCCCAUGCCAAAUGUACAGGAGUCACCGCAGCAGCAGGCGCCUCCUCAGGUAGCUCCACCUCAAGCUCUGCCACGCGGACCCACGGCUAUCCCAUCCAGCUACUUUGCCACGCCCUCCAAUGGAGUGCCGCAUCCCUUUGCCGGGCGUCCACCACCGCCACCGCAUCACUUUAUGCAUCCUCCUCCGCACGGCAUGAUGCCCCGUGGUUUCGGCCCUCCGCCCUUUGGGCCGCCACUUCCUCCACAAAUGCCCGAGCUGGGAUCCCUGCUGGGCGCCGUGCCGCCGGUGACAGUGAUGGUGCCCUAUCCCAUCAUCAUACCCCUGCCCAUACCCAUACCCGUUCCGCUGCCAGUGAUGGAUUUCUACAAGGCGCACCUGACGCCCGAGCAGAGGAAGCGUUUCGACGAGGAACGGGCUGCUCCUAACAGAGAGGAAAACCCCAGGGAGCAGGAGCAGCCACAGCCGCUGGACUGCAGCAAGACCAGAAGCGAGGAGGAGGAGAAGCCAGAGGUGGAGCAGCCAACGGAAGAGGAUGACAAGGAAUCCAUACCAAAGACAAAUCCAGACAGGGAAACCACGCCGGCCUCGCCAGCCAUCUCGCAGGAGUCGUCGUCGUCGCCGCAGGAGACGCACUGCAUUGUCCGGGACUCCGGGCAAUCCGAUCCCGAGGCGGACAGCCAGAAGCUGCCCAAGCUGAAGAUCACGCGGCUGCAGACCAAGCGGACGCUCAUCCAAACCAAAGAGGCGGCGGCCGAGUGCAGUCGACCGCUGCGCAAGCGCAAGAGGAUCAUCGACUGCGACUUCCAGAAGAUGGCCGUCAAGGAGCAGGAGGUGGCCACCGAUGGCCACCAGAGCAACGGCGGCGGCAUCGGGGAGGCUGAGGAUCCGGAGGCAGAGUGCAAUAGUGGUCAUGCCAAGGCUAAAAAGUAG
Drosophila takahashii is the source of this 2094-nucleotide messenger RNA. The record is from RefSeq and is a predicted model, not a curated record. NCBI's taxonomy places the organism in Eukaryota, Metazoa, Arthropoda, Insecta, Diptera, Drosophilidae.